Clupea harengus (Atlantic herring) is the source of this 1896-nucleotide messenger RNA. It is a transcript of the gene dnajb2, whose product is annotated as DnaJ heat shock protein family (Hsp40) member B2. NCBI's taxonomy places the organism in Eukaryota, Metazoa, Chordata, Actinopteri, Clupeiformes, Clupeidae. The record is from RefSeq and is a predicted model, not a curated record. Gene Ontology annotation, molecular function: Hsp70 protein binding.
UUGUGACGUACAGUUACAAGAGCGAACGAGAACGAGAAGGGCGAAGGCUGAUAGCCUGCACGGACAGAUAUAGACGGGUGGGAUCGACCCCCGAAGUAAUGACAACGUGCAGGCCGACAACGUCCAGCGGGAGCUGGUGAUACAGAACCUCACAGACCCCGACAGUACAAGGAGUUCUGCGUAGAUAAAAGGACUGUUUACUGGAGAACCUCCUCUCUGCACGUUGGGUCGCGAAACGCAUUCCAGAGACUUUCCGGAAUCAUUAAUUCCCAUUUAGAGAGCGGAGGCUGAGAAGCUGACUCCUCGUCUGGCCGCACUUCUAAAAAAGGUGCAUAGAGGUGGGCGAAGACAUGGUGGAUUACUAUGACAUUCUGGGAGUGUCAAGAACUGCCUCUCCAGAUGAUAUCAAGAAAGCGUACAGGAAACAGGCCUUACGAUGGCACCCAGACAAGAACCCGGACACCAAAGACGAGGCAGAGAGAAAAUUUAAGGAGAUCGCUGAGGCCUACGAAGUCCUGUCUGACAGAAGUAAACGAGAUUCAUAUGACACAUAUGGCAAAGAAGGAGUGCACAAUUCAGGCUCUAGUGAGCCGUCAACACCUGGAGAUUUCCCAGGAUUCACCUUCACAUUCCGAAGCCCAGACGAGGUCUUCCGAGAGUUCUUCGGGGGCCAGGAUCCCUUUGCCGACUUCUUCGAUGACUUCCCUUUCGGAGGGAUGCAUCGCGGUCACCACGGCCACCAAGGCCACUCCAGGGCAGGCCCCGGACGCUUCUUCUCCUUCCCUUCAGCAGGAGUGGACUUCACCAGCUUCUCGAUGGGGGGGAUGGGCAGUAUGGACGGAAUGGACAUGGGUGGAGGGACGGGCAACUUCAAGUCAGUCUCCACCUCCACGCGCAUCGUCAACGGCAAGCGCACCACAACGAGGAAGAUCAGAGAGAACGGCCAGGAGAGAACAGAGAUCGAGGAGGAUGGGCUCUUAAAAAGCAUUCUCAUCAACGGUGUGGCUGAUGAGAUGGCUCUGGCCCUUGAGCUUAGUCGCCGCGAGCAACAAGGCAGCUCCUCCUCCCCCUCCCAGUCGUCAUCAUCAACCAAUCAUCAUCAACGUCUGCCACAGCCCAAGGCAAGCCCCGCCCAGCGCUCCUUCAGCUCCGGCCCUUUCUACCACUGCGCCGACGGCGUGGAGGAUGACGAGGACGACGAAGACCUCCAGAUGGCGCUAGCGUACAGCUUGUCAGAGUUGGAGGCUCAGCAGAGAGUCGCCUCGUCCGCCCAAGACUUCAUCUCAGACUCUGACUUCCAGGCCUUCACGGGCUGACUGGCCACUGCCUGCCUCUGAGGACGCAACGCUGCUGCUCACUACCCUCACCCAACCGGCUUCCCUGCUCAUCUCACUCCCUAAACAACAACAGCAACAACAACAACGACAACAAACGAACCGUGAAUCUACCAAAUGAAAUUACAACCAAGGUCAAUGUGCUGAGAAAGGAUGUGGAGAAUGCGCUGAGAAAGGAUGUCUGUCUGUCUGUCUGUCUGUCUGUCUGUCUCUGUUUGUCUGUCUGUCUGGAAAUGUGUACAUAGGCCAAAGAAAGACUGGAUCUCUGUGUUGAUUCUAUUUUGUAGGCUUUCUAAUGUUAUAGUAUGGAAAUGUUAUAUUUGAAACAGAAGAGCAUCACCAACAGUUACCGUUAUUUAUGAUAAACCAUUAAAUCACAUAUGAGGUGUCUUACCCGUACAGUGGUCUAGCUGGAGCGCCUUUUUUUAAGUCACUUUUUGGACAGAGUAUUUUAUUAAGGUGAAAAUGUGUACGAGAUAGACAGGCGGAUCAGGUUUGGCUGCCAUCAGUCAUGGAAGCGAAUGGAACUGCUGGAAUAAAGACAUAAAAAAAAAAAACGAAA